Molecule: messenger RNA, 532 nt
Organism: Galleria mellonella (greater wax moth)
Lineage: Eukaryota; Metazoa; Arthropoda; Insecta; Lepidoptera; Pyralidae
Exons: 5
Coding region: 29-532 (167 amino acids)
Source: RefSeq, a predicted model, not a curated record
UCUACCCGUAUACCUUAUCUAUAGCAUUAUGCGACGAAAUAAUUCCCUAUUGCUAUUACUCUUGUUUAUAACGAUAACAAUGGGUUCCGACUACGUAAACAAAUCGCACACGAAGCCAUGGAAAGUAAGAUUCUACCCUAAAAAGUCAGUGUUCAGGAAAGCUGACCACAUCGACAAAGGGUGUACUGUGUUUAUCAAGGAUUGCCCCCAGUCGUACAAACAGAAUUUGGUCUGCGCAAGACAUUACGACGGACAAUUUAAAACUUUCAACAAUUACUGUGAAAUGGAGUUCGAGAAUUGCAAUAGUUGGAGACAUUCAUUAGCUCUUAUUCUCUACUUUUUUAGCCAGGAUGAAAUAUUAUCUAAAUCGGUGUGCAGGAUCUGCGUCGCAUUUGUUGGAUCUUCGUGGGAUACUUAUAUAGCUGUAUCAUUUGUAAAUGUUCCAGUGGUGAUAUUUUUUGAAAUAUUUCAGAACCACGAUAAUUCACGAGGUCUAUCUGAUAAGAUACACAGUUACAAAUGGGGCCGCUAA